GUUUGUAAAGUAGUACUUUGAAAACUAAUUAGAAAAGCAAUACAUAUCAAAACGGCUUGUUGUAAAUGUAUUAUUAUUAUUAUUCAAUAGUAUUAAUAUUGUACUCCCUCUGUCAAUAAUCUUUUAUGAUUGGAGAUUUAUUUGUAUUGUAGCCCGUCAGUUUCAAAAUGUGUUACUAGUCACAAAACCAAUAAGUCUUACCUUGUUUAGUAAUCAAGCUGGAGAAGGGCACCAAACUCGAUUAAAUCAAUACGGAUUAUAUAAACGUUUGACGCUACACAAAACAUGGAUUUCAAAACUCCAGUCAGAGCUCCACACUUAAGGAAAUCCAUCAGUCAUUCAAGCCCACGUGUCUCAAUACCACCAUCACCAUUUAUGAAGAAACUAGGAUAUGGAACUGGUAUCAAUGUUUACCUUUUGCCAAAUGACAGGACUCCCUCUACACCUAGCAGAGUGCUGUCUCCUUGGGCUGUCAAGAAGAUAAACAGGAGUUGUGCCUCUGAACAUUUAUCAACGUAUGAAGAGAGACUGCAGACUGAGGCAAAAAUUCUCAAAUCCCUGUGUCAUCCUAAUAUUGUUGGAUACAGAGGUACCUCAAGGGCAAAGGAUGGAACACUGUGUCUAUGUAUGGAAAGUAGUGAAAGAUCUCUACAAGCUCUGAUUGAACAGAGGCAGGAGGAAGCUAAAGGUCCAUUCCCUGUUGACCAGAUUAUUAAGGUGGCCAGCAAUGUUGCUUCUGCAUUAGAGUACCUGCACAAUGAGAAGAAACUCCUCCAUGGAGAUUUGAAAAGUGGCAAUAUCCUUGUUAAGGGCAACUUUGAUGAAGUAAAGCUGUGCGACUUUGGUGUCUCUGUUGAACUGAAUGAUACUCUUCAAGGGCUAAAGAAUCCGGAAGACUGGUAUAUUGGAACAGAACCUUGGACAGCAAAAGAAGCAUUAGAUCCAGAUUUUGAUGAAGACUGCAGACCAAAAGUUUCCCUCAGUGACAAAACUGACAUUUAUGCCUUUGGCUGUGUGAUCUACGAGAUGCUGUCUCUAUGUACACCUCACAGUGAGUUUUUUGAUAUGGAUGAACCUGAAGAUUCAGAGGAAGAAUCAUUAGCCUUUGAUGAAGAUGCAUAUAGAGAAUCUCUUGGCACUAUACCUCUCCUACCACCUCAUUUAGUGUACAGUGCCAGUCAUAAGCCCAUGAUAGAGUUGUUCUGCAUCUGCUGUAGUGAGGACCCAAAUCAGAGGCCAUCUGCUAAAGACAUAUCAGCUGCUCUGCAGGACAAAGAGAACUUAAAGCCAACUUGUCAGAAGUUAUUCUGAGAGGUUGAAUUUUUUGUUUUUAUGUUAUCUCUUUUAAAGUAUUGUAAGAACCAUAUUUACAUUGGCAAUGGUUGCCUUUUAUUAGUGACUUUUGAUAGGGAAAAGGUUAGAUUCACUUUGUGUAUAUAAUUCUCAAAUCAGCUGGCAGGCACUGUUAAUUUAACUGAUAAAGUGCCAAAUGAUAAUUUCUGCUUUAUGCUUCAAUGUUGUACAUUUUGUUUCUUAAUUUAUGAAAAUGUUUUGGAUGUAAUAUGUGAAUGCUUUAUUGUGUAGUAACAUGAUAACUAACUAUCAGAAAAGUAGGAAGUAUUUUGUACAUGUAUG
Molecule: messenger RNA, 1635 nt
Organism: Lingula anatina
Lineage: Eukaryota; Metazoa; Brachiopoda; Lingulata; Lingulida; Lingulidae
Product: lymphokine-activated killer T-cell-originated protein kinase
Biological process (GO): peptidyl-serine phosphorylation
Molecular function (GO): protein serine/threonine kinase activity; ATP binding
Source: RefSeq, a predicted model, not a curated record